This is a messenger RNA of Hypomesus transpacificus, 1965 nucleotides long. Its product is annotated as kelch-like protein 28. The transcript is spliced from 6 exons. The coding region runs from base 100 to 1815 and encodes 571 amino acids. The record is from RefSeq and is a predicted model, not a curated record. NCBI's taxonomy places the organism in Eukaryota, Metazoa, Chordata, Actinopteri, Osmeriformes, Osmeridae. Gene Ontology annotation, molecular function: protein binding.
UGUUUGUUUUCUUGACAGCCGCUCGGGUUCUGCUGCUGGGCUGAACUUGGCCGCUGCUAAAACCCAUCUUCAGAGCGGCACAUCGGACGCGCAAGACAGAUGGACCCGCAGGCUCAGUCCUACAUGCUCGCGAGCCUGACGCGGCCCCACUCCGAACAGCUGCUGCAGGGCCUCCAGCUGCUGCGACAGGACCAUGAGCUGUGUGACAUUGUGCUGCGCGUGGGCGACGCCAAGAUCCAUGCCCACAAAGUGGUGCUGGCCAGCAUCAGCCCCUACUUCAAGGCCAUGUUCACAGGCAACCUGUCCGAGAAGGAGACCUCCGAAGUGGAGUUUCAGUGCAUUGACGAGGCUGCGCUACAGGCCAUAGUGGAGUAUGCCUACACUGGGACAGUGUUUAUCUCCCAGGAGACAGUAGAGUCCCUGUUGCCAGCUGCCAACCUGCUCCAGGUCAAGCUGGUGCUGAAGGAGUGCUGCUCCUUCCUAGAAAGCCAGCUGGACGCUGGGAACUGUAUCGGCAUCUCCCGCUUUGCAGAGACCUACGGCUGCCAUGACCUGUGCCUGGCAGCAACCAAAUUCAUCUGCCAGAAUUUUGAGGAGGUAUGCCAGACUGAGGAGUUUUUUGAGCUGACCAGAGCAGAACUGGAUGAAAUAGUGUCGAACGACUGUCUGAAGGUGGUGACAGAGGAGACUGUGUUUUACGCCCUCGAGUCGUGGAUCAAGUAUGACGUGACUGAGCGGCAGCAGUACCUGGCUCAGCUGCUGCACUGUGUGCGUCUCCCUCUGCUCAGCGUCAAGUUCCUCACCCGCCUUUAUGAGGCUAACCACCUCAUCCGUGAUGACCACGCGUGCAAGCACCUGCUCAACGAGGCCCUCAAAUACCAUUUCAUGCCUGAACACCGUCUAUCCUACCAGACUGUGCUGUCCACUCAGCCGCGCUGCGCCCCCAAAGUGCUCCUUGCCGUAGGAGGCAAGGCUGGACUCUUCGCCACGUUGGAGAGCACGGAGAUGUAUUUCCCCCAGACAGACUCCUGGAUUGGGCUCGCCCCCCUCAGUGUGCCGCGGUAUGAGUUUGGCGUGGCGGUGUUGGACCAGAAGGUGUUUGUGGUGGGAGGGAUCGCCACUCACAUGAGGCAGGGGAUCAGCUACCGCAGACACGAGAGCACGGUGGAGCGAUGGGACCCAGACAGCAACACCUGGUCCAGCGUGGAGCGCAUGGCGGAGUGCCGCAGCACAUUGGGAGUUGUAGUCCUAGCCGGGGAACUGUACGCGCUGGGGGGCUACGAUGGCCAGUACUACCUGCAGUCUGUGGAGAAGUACGUCCCCAAGGUGAAGGAGUGGCAGCCAGUGGCGCCCAUGACCAAGUCCCGCAGCUGCUUUGCCACUGCGGUCCUGGAUGGCAUGGUGUACGCCAUCGGGGGGUACGGACCAGCUCACAUGAACAGUGUGGAGCGCUACGACCCGAGCAGAGAUGCCUGGGAGAUGGUGGCCCCCAUGGCUGACAAGCGCAUCAACUUCGGCGUGGGGGUCAUGCUGGGGUUCAUCUUUGUGGUGGGCGGUCACAAUGGGGUGUCCCAUCUGGCCAGCAUAGAGAGGUACGACCCCCACCAGAACCAGUGGACGGCCUGUCGACCUAUGAAUGAACCGCGCACAGGCGUUGGCUCGGCCAUAGUGGACACCUACCUGUACGUGGUGGGGGGGCACUCGGGGUCGUCUUACCUGAACACAGUCCAGCGCUACGACCCCAUCACAGACAGCUGGCUGGACGCCAGCGGCAUGAUGUACUGCCGCUGUAACUUUGGCCUCACAGCUCUAUGACCCCUGGCUUACCUGGGCAGGACUCCUUCAGAGAAUACAUGACAAAAGGGAUUUCUUUAGUUUGUCCCCACUGCCUAGUGAGUUGAGGAAGGCUCCAGGGAGCCCACAGAGGGAGAGAGAGAGAGAGGGAGAGAGAGAGAGAGGGAGGGA